Messenger RNA from Fusarium oxysporum Fo47, 1434 nucleotides. RefSeq names its product phosphotransferase family protein. The record is from RefSeq and is a predicted model, not a curated record. Lineage: Eukaryota; Fungi; Ascomycota; Sordariomycetes; Hypocreales; Nectriaceae. The coding region runs from base 1 to 1434 and encodes 477 amino acids. The transcript has 2 exons.
AUGCCUAAGAGUGGCAGCUUGAACUGGGUCAUUUUUGUGUCUUUCGAAGAUGGGACCGAAUGGGUUUUUCGCUCUCCCAAAAGCGGACUCGACUGCUUCUACUCAGAUGAAACUGCCUCCAAGAUUCUGAUCAGCGAAGCAUCUACAUUGUUAUACCUCAAGGCUCAUACCUCGAUUCCGGUUCCCGAGGUCUAUGCAUAUAGUGGAUCUAGCGACAAUGAUAUCGGUAUUCCAUAUAUCCUCCAGAGCAAAGCUCCUGGCCGUUCUCUAGGCUCCUAUGACUGGACCCAACUUCCACAGCAAGUACCUGGGUUUCAACAUCGUCGCCCACUUAUGCCUAUCUCCAAUGAGAACCGAGAGAAAGUCAUGAGCCAGCUUGGUGCCAUGAUGUCGGAAUUAUCUAUCCACCGAUUUAAAAAGAUUGGUUCUCUGUUCGAUGAUGGGAAUGGGAGCUACGCUGUCGGUGAAUGUCUCUCGCCAUCACUUACCUGGCAAGAAAGAGACUCGCUCGAACUGGAUCGCGGCCCAUUCAAUCAAGAGAGCGACUACUUUGUUUCCCUUAUCUCGGCCUUUACAUCUCAUGCUCAAGAGCUUUCGCUUACACCCCACACCUUUUUCGCACCAGUUCCUGAUAUGCUGGAUUAUAAGAGCAUAGCCAGCUAUCAGGCAGCAUCAAGACGGUGGAACAAUUUUGUGGCAAUCGGUCAAAAAAUUGAGCAUAGCAAGAACAUUCUUUUCUACUGCAUCGCAGGGCAGUUUCUGUCUGAGAUGAUACCCCAUCUCUCCUCAAGCGUGAGAAACAGCUUCACACUUUCCCAUCCGGACCUCCAUCUCGGCAAUAUUUAUGUUGAUGAGGACUUCAAUAUCACCUGCAUUAUCGACUGGAGUUCGGUGUCAACUGGCCCGGUGUCUGAGCUGCUCGCAGCCCCAUCGCUAGGGAGCUCAGCCACACCGCCAUCAAAACGUCUCACUGCUGCCUAUCGGUCUGGUUUCAGCCAGCGAGCUACCGAAAUCACCCCAGAUCUACCCUAUUCAGAUCUUUGGCAGACAUCGGAAAGAAUGUGGUAUUUCACUCGACUAACUCGUUUACUUUCAAAAAAUGACCACCAGCUCUUCGAAAGGUUGUUUGAGCUCAUAUACAAGACGAGCACCGAUGACGAUGGAAGAGAGGGGAUUCUUUGGCUCUUCCAUCAGCGCGCUAGCCGGGACGAAAACAUAAAGCUUCUGGCUGAGCUUCAGGAGGAAGAUCUGACAGCGGAAGAGCUGCACGAAAGGGAGCAAGCUUGUUUCCCUCCCAACAGAACUGUAAACUCAGACGCCAUUGCUGUGGCGAGAAAAUUGACGCUGAUGUCAGAGAUGAAUCCAGCUUUUCUUGCCGACCAUAGAUUGUGGCAGUGGGUUGAAGAAGCUCGUGUGCAGGAUGAACUUCCUUAG